Didymodactylos carnosus is the source of this 264-nucleotide messenger RNA. Lineage: Eukaryota; Metazoa; Rotifera; Eurotatoria; Philodinida; Philodinidae. The record is from the annotation of a GenBank genome assembly.
AUGUCCGAUUUGACUAUUAUUUAUAAAAAUAAAUAUUCAAUAAACUCUUCAUUAUCAUCAUCAUCAUUAUCAUAUGAAUCUUUAAAACAAAUGUUUUUAGAAAAAAUGGCAUCAUUGCAUCAAGCUGCAUUAGCUGGCUCCGUUGAAAUAUUAAAAUUACUACUUGAUCAUGGAGCGUCAGCAAAUUUGAAAGAUCAAAAAGGUGAGUUAGUCUAUAUUAGUAAAAAGAAAUCGAAUGAAAAUGAUGUUGUCAUAUUUCGAUGA